AUGUGCUCAUCUCCCAUUUGGCUCUACAGGACUAUCCGAGUGGCAGUGAGACAGCCCGACGGAGCCCUUAUGACGACAGAGGGUAGAGAACAACAGCUUCUGUACAUCCAGCAGGAUGGUACAAUGGGCGGAACAGGCAACGUUGCGAUGUAUCUCAUGCAAGACGAAAUGAUCAACAUUCGAGAGGAAAUUAUUCGCUUCUCUACCCACCCCGCCUCGUCUGCCUCCUUUCCUCGCUCUCCUGGCGAGGUGGCCGUGCGGAUGGGUCCAUCAGGUCGGGCGGUCGGCGUAGCUACUCAGACCCUCAUCGCCGGCCACGGCUCGCCCAUGACUUGUAUAAUCGAAAUCGAUAUCGCUGAGAACGAUUUGAUCGUUAUUUUUCAACCAGACGAUCCAACUUUGGCCCCUGUGCUUUCUCAAGUAUUUACAAGACCACCCCUCGGAUGGGAUACAGAGGCUGCCCAGUUGAAUACCUAUUACACCAACGGCCCUUUCAGCAUGUCAGACCGAAACAAUACAGUCUGUGCAACUGGAGCGGAAAGUUACACAGGCUCCUGCUUUCCACAAUGGGGCAGCGGCCUUUCUGCUUUUCAAUCAGAAGCCGGCCGACAAAGUUGCGUUUCAUAUCAAUACCCAUCGCCAUAUGCAGAUAAUUCCAGUCCAGCAUCAGGAGCCACAACCAGACUAGGCUCAGAAGAUCACAGCAGCACACAAUUGGUCAAUAUGGACGAGGCUGGUACUCAACAUGAUGCUAUUGAUGAUCUUUGUAUUGUCGUUAAACUUCGGCCAUAAGCCAACGAGGAGGGAGAACUUGAUGUCGAUGACAAAAGGUGGAAAAAUACUUUAAUUGACGCAUUAGAUUUGAUGGUAAUUGUACAUAGGGUGAGCGACAGUAUUCAAUCAGGAACUGACAUUCGGCUGCUGGCCUCAUCCUGAAGGUUUCUUGCUUUUGUUUUCCCUCCGAGAAUAGGUUUCGUACCGGUACCAUUGAACUUCCGUAUGUGUUUAAUUUACGACCUUUUCUUCUUUUAAGGCGCAGCAGUUCUCGAGCGUCCUCAAACUCCUCGCGAAAUCAUUCAUCAUCCAGGAGUUGAUCGGCGGUGGGACGUUUACGAUGAUCCAGCUUGAUGAUCCAAGAAUGAAAUCCCUGUCGGCAGGCGGUAUCUCGCGACCUGUGACUUGAGGAAAGGGUUUUGCUGGG
Messenger RNA from Colletotrichum godetiae, 1201 nucleotides. RefSeq lists its product as uncharacterized. The record is from RefSeq and is a predicted model, not a curated record. The coding region runs from base 1 to 792 and encodes 263 amino acids. Lineage: Eukaryota; Fungi; Ascomycota; Sordariomycetes; Glomerellales; Glomerellaceae. The transcript is spliced from 2 exons.